GAGCAGGUUGAGGUAUGUGAGCGCUUUCGAGUGAAAGUAAACAGGAAAUGUUUGUCCAUGUACUCUACAUAUGACUGACAAGCAAGAACUAUGAGUACUCCUGGGCUUGAGAAUCGUGGCCUUUCAGUUGGAAUGACAGCAACGGCACUCUGAAUGUGUCACAAAGGUGUCAGCUGAGGUGCACAGAGCAGAGGGGUGUAUGAAAGAGGAGAGCGAGCAGGAAGAAAUGAAUUUCAACAACACGACUCCUCAUAUUUCACCCUCAAACCCCAAGCCUGGAUUUCUUGGUUACUAUGCACUCAUCCCCUUUGUACUCCUCACCCUGAUUGGAUGUGUAGUGGCAAUGGUUUUAUAUAUCAGGAGGAGAUCAAGAUUAGAUGAGUUACGUCACAGGCUGAUCCCUCUGUACAGCUACGACCCCGCAGAGCAACAAGAAGAGUGGGGGGACACAGACAGGGAGGAAAACGAUGAGGAACUGGCUGAACCUUUGUACAAGAAGGGAAAGCUUUCCUUUUCAUCUGAGUAUGGAAAAUGAGCAGAGAAAUCAAGAAAUAAUAUAUUUUGCGUAGCAGAUGUUACAGACUGGCCUGCUUCAUGAGGUUUAAAACAACAUCUGGGUGACAUUCAACAGCUGCAAGCACCACAUCAAAUCAGUUUCUUCCUGACAUACUCUGCGUAGAACACCAGGUGGCACUAUAACCCUGUCUUCAGCCUCAGCUGAGAAAUAAUCUUUUUUUUUUUAAGGUGUGUGUUUAAAGUGUUUUGAAGAAUCGGGUGUUAUUUUUGUGCAAUAAACUAAAAGCUAAAAUCCAAUUUAGAGACUAUUUGUUUUGUGUGUGUGUGAAGGAUUUAUGAAUUCAGCACAAAGAGGUUCAAAGACACACCUGUUUCUGUUUGGCAAUCAGAGGGUUUUCUAGUGUCUGGAGGCUCUUCAGGUUGACACAUCUUCACAUGCUCUGAAGGG
Larimichthys crocea (large yellow croaker) is the source of this 964-nucleotide messenger RNA. RefSeq names its product small integral membrane protein 29-like. The transcript is spliced from 5 exons. The record is from RefSeq and is a predicted model, not a curated record. Lineage: Eukaryota; Metazoa; Chordata; Actinopteri; Sciaenidae. The coding region runs from base 200 to 535 and encodes 111 amino acids.